UCUCUAUCUCUGAGAGAAGUUGGAAAGAAGAAAGAGAAAGAAGAGAUGGGGUUGAUGAUGAUCAAUCAUCAGUCAGCCAUAGAAACAGAAAAUUAAAAGAUUUUUUUUUUUUUGAAAAAAAAAAAAAAAAAAAAAAAAGGGAAAAGCAAAACCUAUGAUUUGAACCCACCAAGAAAAUUCUUGAUUACCCCACAGCCAGCAAACACAAAAACGUAACAAAAGUAUUAUGGAACCCUCGAAUGCACAAAGCAACAAUAAACCCAAUUCCACCACCGCUUCUCAGCCCUUCAACCACCAGCAUGGCGGCGCACGAUCGGUGCCGUUCAUGUCUUCCAUCUCCAUCCACGCGGCGGCGGCCGCCGCAGCUGGCCGACCACUGGGAGGGAAUAAUACGAGUUGUAAUACCGGGUCGGGUUCGGGGUCGUCGUCUAUUUCUCCGUCGACAUCUUCCACUAGCGCCUCCACGUCUUCCGCGGCGGCUCCGGCGGAGCCGCCGCGGCUAGUCGACGCCUCGCUUGCCAUUGCCACCAGAUCGGAGGCGUUGCUCGACCCUUCCAAGAAGCCACAGCAGGCGGCGGCUCAGCAGCAGCUGGCGAAAAGAUCGACGAAGGACCGCCACACGAAGGUGGACGGCCGGGGGCGGCGCAUCCGAAUGCCGGCGGCAUGCGCGGCUAGGGUUUUCCAGCUGACUAGGGAGUUGGGGCACAAGUCCGACGGGGAAACAAUUGAGUGGUUGUUACAGCAGGCGGAGCCGGCCAUCAUCGCCGCCACCGGCACCGGCACCAUCCCGGCGAAUUUCUCCACCCUGAAUAUCUCGCUCCGGAGCAGCGGCUCGACUCUCUCGGCGCCACCGUCGAAAUCGGCGCCGCAUUCUUUCCACAACACAUUAGCUCUAGCGGCGGCUCACCAUCCUCAAGCUCACCCUUUCGAGGAAGGCUUCUCACAUAUGCUAGGGUUCCACCAGACCCCUCACUUCCUAACGCCGAACCAGAUCGCGGACACAAUUUCCGGCGGCGGAGAUGACGGCGGAGGCGGCGGAGGUAGAGGACAAGACACGACUGAGAAUUACCUGGGAAAAAGAUAUAGAGAAGAUUUGUUCAAGGACGAAGGCUCAAGUAAUCCCCAAGGAGAACCUUCCGGUGCCGGAGCCGGAGCCGGAGCCUCCGGCUCCGAUUCGCCGUCGAAUAAGCAAUUCAAAGGCUCAAAUAUGCAACUGCCUAAGCCUAUCCAGGAGACAACAGCCGGACCGUCGUCAACCAUGUUCCGACACACUAAUAUGAUGCCAGCCGCCGCUAUGUGGGCGGUGCAGAGCGGCGGCACCGCCGGCGCCGGCACUUUCUCGAUGCUACCGGUGAGCGCCGUCCCCAGCACAUCCGGAUCCGAACCGGGUCAGAUGUGGGCUUUCCAAGCUAGCAGCGGAAACACCCUUCAAGCCCCGUUACAUUUCAUGUCUAGGUUCAACCUUCCGGGCAAUCUUGAUUUUCCGGGCAGCCGAGCCACCCCAUUGCAGCUGGGCUCAAUGAUAAUGCAACACCACCACCAACAACAACAACAACAACAGCCUUCCCAGCAAUUGGGGUUAGGAAUGCCGGACGGAAACCUGGGGAUGCUGGCGGCGUUCAAUGCCUAUCCAAGAACCGGUUUGAACAUGAACUCCGAUCAUCACCAAACCGGCCGACACCCAUUGGAACAUCAUCAGCAACACCACCAAACUCCCGACGACAGCGCCGAUGAUGACCCCAACACCUCCCAGUAACAUCUCCACAAUUUUCCAUUAUUUGUAAAGAAACUCAAUGCAUUAUGGAUUGUUGAUUGAGAUUAAAGAAGUAAUGAAGAGAAUGGAUUUGGUAAAUGCAGAGAUUUUCAAAGUGUGAUGAGUGAUGAAUAUAUUGGUUGAUCAAGCUGGGGAUCGGAUUUCCAUCAUCCAUGGAACACAGAUCGAGAGAGGUAUCUACUUGUAGUUUUGUCUGUGCUUAAUUUUACCUUUUUUCUUUUUCUUGUAUUUUUUUUCUUUGAGAAUCUUUUUUUUUUUUCUUGAGGUUUCUAGAUUGGUGUGAAGAGGUUGAAAUGUAUUUUGGUAGCUAAUUAGGAGUGAAGAGAGAGAGCUUUGUAUAGGAGGAUCGUAUGUCUUUGUGCUUAAUUAUAUUAAAAUUUCCACCUUUCUUCUUUUCC
Ipomoea nil (Japanese morning glory) is the source of this 2172-nucleotide messenger RNA. RefSeq names its product transcription factor TCP8-like. Lineage: Eukaryota; Viridiplantae; Streptophyta; Magnoliopsida; Solanales; Convolvulaceae. The coding region runs from base 227 to 1756 and encodes 509 amino acids. The record is from RefSeq and is a predicted model, not a curated record. Gene Ontology annotation, molecular function: DNA-binding transcription factor activity; sequence-specific DNA binding. The transcript has 2 exons. Gene Ontology annotation, cellular component: nucleus.